UUAACCAGACGUUGGGAUUUUGGGAAGUAUGACCUUAAACCAAACACGUAGCCGUCGUCCCCCAACCCCAUUAUGAACAAAAUUUCUUUCGCAGGAUGUGGGAAAUUAUGAUGUGAAUUCUGUAAAAGGGAAUAGAUGAAAGCAGAAUUGCAAUAGCAGCAGCCCCAGCCGCACAAGGUGACUUUUAAUUUUCUCCAGAUCAAUUCGUCAAAAUUGUAAGCCAAAGUAAAAGGUUGAAGGUUUGCGAAUUCAGGAGAAAACCCAGUUGAAGAGGGAUCAUCCAGCUAUGAAUCUGCAAGAAGGGAGUCCGAGUUUCGAAGAAUUAAUGGUUCAGGUCAUUAGUAAAGAAGUGUUUCUAUAAGCGAGGAGGAAGUUUGCCAAAAUACAAUAGGACGAGAAAGAAACUAACACAAACUGACCAGGGCAGAGAAACAAGAACUGGGUUCGACAGGAAUGGGGAUAAAGAAAGAUAAGAGGAGUGAUUCUUCUUCAACAUCGCCUUGUGCCCAUCUCAGAGCUGCAUAUCACCAAUGCUUCAACAGGUGGUACUCAGAGAAGUUCUUGAAGGGUCAGUGGGACAAAGAGGAAUGCGUUUCCGAGUGGCAGAAAUACAGAGCUUGCCUUUCUCAACAUUUGGAUGAUAAGCAUCUCAGUCGCUUCCUUGAAGCAGAAGCUUUUGUUUAUCCUCCUGAGUCCUGACCCAGAUGAUUGAUUCUACCCAGCACUGUUGAUGAUGCCGCCGCCCUCUUCCCAGUAAUAUUAUUAUCACAGGCCUUCGAUCAAAUCUGUUUUGCCCAAUUUUUUUGUUCUUAAUUUUGUUAUUUCUCUGGGUUUUAGCUUUGGAAGAAUCAAGGGUGGAGUUCUUUUAACACCCUCCUGCUAUUGUUAUCCCAGUUGAAACUGCUUAGACUAUCGAAUCAAGCUUGUGAAGCAUUUACUGAUACUCCAAGUUAUAUAACGUGUAACUGUUGAUGAAACUUAAGGAUCAGAAAAAUUUUGUGGCAUUUA
This is a messenger RNA of Macadamia integrifolia, 1008 nucleotides long. RefSeq lists its product as uncharacterized. The record is from RefSeq and is a predicted model, not a curated record. The transcript is spliced from 3 exons. Lineage: Eukaryota; Viridiplantae; Streptophyta; Magnoliopsida; Proteales; Proteaceae. The coding region runs from base 454 to 699 and encodes 81 amino acids.